Messenger RNA from Lachancea nothofagi CBS 11611, 1668 nucleotides. Lineage: Eukaryota; Fungi; Ascomycota; Saccharomycetes; Saccharomycetales; Saccharomycetaceae. The record is from the annotation of a GenBank genome assembly.
AUGGCAUCCACAAACACCUUUUCGGACUUCAAAUUGGCCUCUGAGCUUCCAGCCUGGGCUAAAUUGCAACAAAUCUUUGACAACAAGGGCAAGACGCUAAACGUCAAGGAAGAAUUCUCCAAGGACAGCAAGCGUUACGCUAAAUGGUCCAAGACUUUUAAGAACUACGAUGGUUCUGAGAUUCUGUUUGACUUUUCCAAGAACUUGGUGGACGAUGAAAUUUUGGCUGCUUUGAUCGAAUUGGCCAAGCAGGCUAAGGUGACCGACUUGAGAGACGCUAUGUUCAAAGGUGAACACAUCAACUUCACUGAAGACCGUGCUGUGUUCCACGUUGCCUUGAGAAACAGAUCCAACAAGCCAAUGUACGUUGACGGCAAGAAUGUGGCUCCUGAAGUGGACGCUGUGUUGCAGCACAUGAAGGAAUUCUCGGAGCAAGUGCGUUCCGGUGAAUGGAAAGGUUACACCGGCAAGAAGAUCACCGAUGUUGUCAACAUCGGUAUCGGUGGCUCCGACUUGGGUCCUGUAAUGGUCACUGAGUCUCUAAAACACUACGCUGGCGACCUAAAGGCUCACUUCGUUUCCAAUAUCGACGGUACUCACAUUGCUGAGACCUUGAAGUUGUGCGACCCAGAGACCACCUUGUUUUUGAUUGCCUCUAAGACUUUUACGACUGCCGAGACCAUCACAAACGCUACCACUGCCAAGAACUGGUUCUUGGCCAACACUAACGGUGACUCUAAGAACAUUGCUAAGCAUUUCGCCGCUUUGUCUACCAAUGCUGAGGAAGUGUCCAAGUUUGGCAUUGACACCAAGAACAUGUUUGGCUUUGACAGCUGGGUUGGUGGACGUUACUCCGUGUGGUCCGCUAUCGGUCUUUCCGUCGCUUUGUACAUUGGCUUCGACAACUUCGACGCCUUCUUGAAGGGUGCCGAGGCCGUCGACAAGCACUUCGUCGAAACUCCUAUUGAAGACAACAUCCCAUUGUUGGGUGGUCUAUUGUCGGUGUGGUACAACAACUUUUACGACGCUCAAACCCACUUGGUGUCUCCUUUCGACCAAUACUUGCACAGAUUCCCAGCCUACUUGCAACAACUUUCUAUGGAAUCUAACGGUAAGAGCGUAACUCGCGGUAACGUUUUCACCAACUACUCCACCGGUUCGAUUUUGUUCGGUGAACCAGCCACCAAUGCUCAACACUCCUUCUUCCAAUUGGUUCACCAAGGUACCAAGGUUAUUCCAGCUGACUUCAUCCUUGCUGCUCAAUCUCACAACCCUCUAGAGAACAACUUGCACCAAAAGAUGUUGGCAUCCAACUUCUUCGCUCAAGCCGAAGCUUUGAUGGUCGGAAAGGACGAAGCUCAAGUCGAAGCUGAAGGCGCCACUGGCGGUCUAGUUCCACACAAAGUCUUCUCUGGUAACAGACCAACCACCUCUAUCUUGGCUCAAAAGAUCACUCCUGCGGCUCUAGGUGCUUUGAUUGCGUACUACGAGCAUUUGACUUUCACCGAGGGUGCCAUCUGGAACAUCAACUCUUUCGACCAAUGGGGUGUUGAGCUCGGAAAAGUCUUGGCCAAGGCUAUUGGCAAGGAAUUGGAGGGCUCCGAAAAAGUUGCAGCCCACGAUGCUUCCACCAAUGGUCUCAUCAACCAAUUCAAGACCUGGUUGUAA